AUGCAGCAAGUUCAGCAGCAGCAGUCACUACCUCAACAAAUAACUUCUCUUCCUCUGCAGCCUUCAAAUUUACCACAGUUAGAAGACUUGUUCACUAAGCCACUUCCAAUCAAGAUAUGGAACACUCUUCAAGCUAUUUAUUUAGCCGAAGAGGCGAGUUCUAAGAAAUUUCUCGUUUCAAAUUAUAUGGAGUUCAAAAUGGUUGAUGACAAGUCAAUCACUGAACAAGUACAAGAAUUCCAACUUAUAGCUAAUAAAAUUGCUAUAUCUGGAAUUGCUCUUGAUGAAAACUUUCGUGUUGGUGCUAUUGUAUCAAAACUUCCUCCAUCUUGGAAAGAGUAUCGAAGCAAACUUUUACACAAAAAGGAAGAUUUGACUCUUGAACAAUUGUUGCAACAUUCACAAACUGAAUAA
Molecule: messenger RNA, 414 nt
Organism: Capsicum annuum
Lineage: Eukaryota; Viridiplantae; Streptophyta; Magnoliopsida; Solanales; Solanaceae
Exons: 2
Coding region: 1-414 (137 amino acids)
Source: RefSeq, a predicted model, not a curated record